This is a messenger RNA of Drosophila innubila, 2343 nucleotides long. RefSeq lists its product as uncharacterized. The transcript has 3 exons. Lineage: Eukaryota; Metazoa; Arthropoda; Insecta; Diptera; Drosophilidae. The record is from RefSeq and is a predicted model, not a curated record. Bases 30 to 2117 code for a protein of 695 amino acids.
CUCGUGUGGUUCGCUGGCUUUUUAGCAACAUGUAUUUGAUCUCUGCUGUCGCUCGUUCGCGCUUCAAAUGGCUUGUUAUCUGCUUCCUAGUGAUGUUCAUAAUAGUUUACAUAUCAUACCAAAAUGACAGUAUAAAUCCAAAUCAUAAAAUAAACGACGAAAAAACGGUGAAACAAAUCAAUCUAGCGCCUUUACACAAUUUUGAAAUUCAAGGAUCUUUUCGCAGCAUGUUGAAUGAGUCAAUUAUAAAUAAUAUCGAUGUUGAUGAUGAUGUCAAAGAGGAGGACACGGAAAAGCCUUCCUUAUAUUAUGUUGAAAAUUCCAAGUGUAAAAUACCCUUCAUUGAUCCCUUUGCUGCGGAAGUUAUGGAGGAUUACAAGCCGGAAGUCUUUGAAACAUGCUCCAAUGAAUCGGAUCUUGUGAGGCCGAUUUUCGAUAUGAAUCGAAAGCGUUAUGUGCUCCAUAUAAAUGAAACUCUCGCAGCCGAAAAGCUCAACUCCAGCGAUAUCGAGUAUAAUUGUUAUUAUCAGGAAAUUACUCGGAAGGCUAAUCACGACAGCUAUAACGAUCUCCUGCCACAAAUCUACUUCAGCCAAGGAUACGUGGUACCUUUUCAUGUCCAGGGUAUGAUAUUGGCCUGCCAUGAGGCGGCCAACACCUCAAAUGUGCUUCAGAAAGAUGGAUACGCCUUGGUUCAAUACAAACCACUUCCAGCUUCGGAUCCAAAAAAGUCAACACCUCGAAAACCCAGCGUUAUAAUGUUCGGCAUAGACAGUAUGUCGAGGAUUAAUUUUAGACGAACUAUGCCCAAAGUUUUCAAGUUUCUCACGCGCCGUGGUUGGUAUGAAAUGCAGGGUUAUAAUAAAGUGGGAGAUAAUACAUUUCCCAAUCUGAUGGCUAUACUCAGUGGAUAUUUACCCGAUUCGGCGAAGGAGAAAGUCUGUGAUACGGAUAAUAAAGGCUGCUUCGAUCGAAUGCCAUUUAUCUGGAAGUUUCUUAAGGGUGCUGGAUAUUUGACCGCCUAUGGGGAGGACGAGUGUGGGAUAAAUACCUUCAACUAUGUAAAGCCGGGCUUUGUAGAGACACCUACUGACUACUACUACCGACCUUUUCUGAAAGCCUUCGAAAAUGAAAUGGACACGUGGAAAUGUGCUAGCUGUACACUGAAAUAUUGUAUUGGAAGACGGGUUCAAAGUAGUUAUGUCUAUGAUUAUGCCAAGGAGUUUGCGAAACGAUACAUCGAUGAACGACCGAUUUGGGGCCUCUUUUGGUCAAGUAGUUUUAGCCAUGACAGCUAUUCGAUGCCCUCAAAGAUGGAAAACUACAUUUUACAAUAUAUGCUAGACUUUAAGCAGGAUGGAGUGUUCGAACAAAGCAUUGUCGUAUUCUUUUCGGAUCAUGGAGCACGUUUCGGAACUUUAACGUCCUACAGCAGCGGAUUUCUGGAGGAACGUCUGCCCAUGAUGUUCAUUUAUCUGCCGCCUUGGUUCCGUGCCAAGUAUCCGGAAUAUGUCAAGGCCUUGGAGCUUAAUCGCAAUCGUCUAACAUCGAAUUAUGAUCUACAUAAUACACUGAAACACAUCAUAGAAAUUGGUGAAUUGCCAAAUUCACCGAAGUUGCCAAAAGCCAGCGAUUGUCCAACUUGUCAAUCAUUGUUCUAUCCGGUUAAGGAGAUUAGGACUUGUGCCGAAGCCGGAAUUUCGGAGCACUACUGCACUUGUCAGCCAUAUAAAAGGAUAUCAACCGAUUGGUCGAAACGUAUAGCCUAUGGUGUUAUCGAUCGCAUGAACGAUUAUCUUAGGGGUAGAAAUUUCAGUAGUCUCUGCGAGAAUCUCACUUUAAGUUAUGUACACAAGACGGAAAUUAAACUUCCAGCAAACAUCGGUUAUCACGAUGAACUUCCAACAAUCGAUGUGGCCUAUUAUCGCACCAAAUUCAAAGUGCGACAGAAUAGCGCCGAUUUCUUUGCUACAGUUCUAUAUAAUAAUGUAACAAACAACGUGGAUGUCGAUGUGGAGACCAUAAGCCGGACAAACUCCUACGAGGAGGACUCUUCUUGUAUUGUUGAUAAGCUUGCUAAAUUAUAUUGCAUAUGUCAGUCCCUUCUGAAGCCUUGAUAUUCAUUAUAAUUACUUCCUGCCCAUUAACGAAAUUAUCAAAUUUAAUUUUAUCGUAAGAGAGAAAAUAAACUGUUUAUAGUAUAAUUUCCAAAAAAAAAUAAUGAUAUGUUAACAUAGCUGAUAAAGUUGAUAAAUAGAAUUGCAUUUGUCGUUGCCUUCCAGACGUCUUGAUACUCAUCUUAAUUAAUGCACAAUUUCCGUUGUACAGUGUUUUUUGAAUAAA